AUGUUUCGUCUGAUCUACCAGCAAUCGGGCAGCAUAGCCCGGUUCGGCCUGAGCGAACGAGGCCUGCACGUCACUAGUCCUGCCUUUGCCGAGCCCUUGCGAAAGAAGAAGGCAAUCGACCCGAGUACGACAAAAAAGCAAUAUGAACGAAAAGUACGUCGACUUGAGAAGGAGAUCAACAAGCUAGAGUCGAUUGACCCAAAGCUGAAGCCCAUUCUUGAGCUGCAACUGCCUCCGCAAGUGAAGAAGGAACUCGAUGCACGCAAACGCUCCGAAGUGGACAAAAACAUUCACAGUUUGCUGAAUGCCUACCUCAAAGUGUGGUCCAUCUACAAGACCAUCGAAACGAAGUCUGAACU
Molecule: messenger RNA, 359 nt
Organism: Rhagoletis zephyria (snowberry fruit fly)
Lineage: Eukaryota; Metazoa; Arthropoda; Insecta; Diptera; Tephritidae
Source: RefSeq, a predicted model, not a curated record